Messenger RNA from Heterobilharzia americana, 420 nucleotides. The record is from the annotation of a GenBank genome assembly. NCBI's taxonomy places the organism in Eukaryota, Metazoa, Platyhelminthes, Trematoda, Strigeidida, Schistosomatidae.
AUGUCAACAAUGAUGUGUGCAAAGUGUGCUCGACCAUUUACUAGUGGAAGCAUUUUAAGUGCAUUAGAUAAGAAAUGGCAUCCUGAAUGCUUUGUAUGUACAAUAUGUAAAAGAACAUUAGCCGAUCAAUCAUUUCACGUGAAAAAUGAAGAUCCAUUCUGUGCAAAUUGUUGGAAAGAAAACUUUCAACCACGUUGUGCUACAUGCAAUAAAAUCAUUGAUCCAUGUGAACAAUAUAUGACGUAUAAUGAACGAGCUUAUCAUAAAAAUUGUUUUACAUGCGCAGCAUGUAAUCAAAGUUUAGCGGGAAAACAAUUUUGCAUUAAAGACAAUGUCAAAGAACAAGUUUCAGGAGAACUUCUGUCUUGUUCAGUCAAAUAUCCGAUUAUUUUUCUCGCUGUUUUUUUCUCAUCAUUGUGA